Molecule: messenger RNA, 1423 nt
Organism: Limanda limanda (common dab)
Lineage: Eukaryota; Metazoa; Chordata; Actinopteri; Pleuronectiformes; Pleuronectidae
Gene: tmem192
Product: transmembrane protein 192
Exons: 6
Coding region: 154-894 (246 amino acids)
Cellular component (GO): lysosomal membrane; late endosome
Source: RefSeq, a predicted model, not a curated record
CGUGAACACAGGGAGUCUGUGCCUUGUUGAUAGCAUGUAAGCUAACGUUUGUUGUUGUUGUUUUUUCUUCGUCGAAAACCGUCGAAAUACCACAAAAACAAAUGGAGUCGACGGGACGCUCGCUGUAUUCAGUAUGCCGGCACGUCAGGAGAUAUGACUCGCAGCACAGAAGAAGAUUCUCUGGUGGACGGACCCCUGAUCUCUGCCGACGCCCUCCACUCGGCCAUCAGGAGAGAGUUCCAGACCCUGCCGACACACUGCUAUGCUGCGCUGCUGUCUCUGCUGCAUGUUGUGUUCGUGGUGUUGUCGGUGUGCGUGGCGGUGCUGUGUGUGUUGAAAUUGGGCGACGUGGAGGUGUGUGCGAGUGUGUUGGGCAAAGUGACUGGUGACAGUGUGAUUGUGUUCGGGAAGGUGUGUUUGUGGGUGCUGGUGCUGGUGUUCACCCGCUGCGCACAGCACCACCACGGGCAGGCCAGGAGGAGAGGAUACCUGCAGUUCUACAGACAGACACAAGGACUGAAUCACCUGCCACUCGCCGCUCACUCUGCAGGGAACGUUUCAGUGUUGGUUGUUCUGGCUGCAAGAUUGUCUCCGCCUGUCCAGUCCUACAUUCUGAUCAGCAUCCUGGUGCUGGAGCUGCUGGUGGCAAUGCCUUGUCUCUUCUAUUACGCAGUGAAGGUGAUGCGGUUCAACGGGGAGCGAGCCGCACCGGACGUGAGCCAAGAGGAGCACACUCACAACUACAGUGUCACGAGUCUGCCGACUGAGACCGGCUUCAGAGAGGGCUCAAGUCUGGAGGAGGUGGUGGAGAAGCAGGCCGACCUGAUCGAGUACCUGAAGCAGCACAACACCUUACUGAGCAAGAGGCUGUUCAACCUCACUGCUCAACACUGACCCCAGCGCAGCCUCAUCCUUCUCUCUGCAGAGGAUCUGUGGCUUCAAGAGAAAAGACUUAAACCAUGAGAAACACUGGAUAAAAGACUGAAAUAGGCAAAUGCACCUGUGCGCACAGCCCGAGUGAGUUGGACAGAUGACGCAGGAGGAGGUGAGCUGAAAGUGGAGGAAGGUUUAAGAUGAGAAGAUGAGGAGUCAUGGGUCACAGAUCGGAGGUGAGGGGUUUUUAUCGCUCUUUUUACGACCCCCAGUGACCCGUGGAUGCUGCCGCCUGUUACUGCGAGAGGAGCGGAGAGGGAGCGACUUUGUUUUAGAGAUCAUCUGCACUAAAGAGGGACUGAAGGAGCAGGAGGGAGAGGUUAACUCUCCGCGGUCAAAGAUCCCAAUUAACGUUAUGUGUCUGUAAAGUGGUAUUUUUAUGUCUGAAUUUGUGUAAAUACAUAAAGUGGUGACAGCUUUUUUUUCUACUUGUUCAGUCAGUUAUUUUGAGUAUUUGUGAUCCAGCUCCAAUAAAUCUUUAAUAUCCUCA